Messenger RNA from Rhinocladiella mackenziei CBS 650.93, 1647 nucleotides. RefSeq lists its product as uncharacterized. The transcript is spliced from 3 exons. NCBI's taxonomy places the organism in Eukaryota, Fungi, Ascomycota, Eurotiomycetes, Chaetothyriales, Herpotrichiellaceae. The coding region runs from base 1 to 1647 and encodes 548 amino acids. Gene Ontology annotation, molecular function: heme binding; oxidoreductase activity, acting on paired donors, with incorporation or reduction of molecular oxygen; iron ion binding. The record is from RefSeq and is a predicted model, not a curated record.
AUGUCGCUCAUCUCAGGGAAACACGACGUCAACGUUAUCAGCUCAGAAGCCUUGUAUCAUGUCGGCGUUGCCUUGAAACAGGCAACGACAGUGAAUCUGUGUGGGCUCUUGUUGCUCCUCAUUGUUGCUGCCGUUGUCAUUGUCGAUCGCACUGAUAUUCCGCACAUCAAGUCCCUUCCUUGUAUUCCAGGGAUUCCGUUGUUUGGCAGCUUGUUUCAACUGGGGAAGUGUCAUCCUGUAAAAUAUCAAGAGCUAUCUCGAAAGUAUGGGCCUGUGUACCAGGUCAGAUUGGGCAACAAAAGAUUUGUCGUGGCAAAUACCUUUGACUCAAUAAGGAAACUUUGGGUUCAAAACCAGUCAGCUUUAACCUCUCGACCUACGCUGCAUACCUUCCACAAUGUCCUCUCCAGCUCGCAAGGCUUCACGAUCGGGACAUCGCCAUGGGACGAAUCCUGCAAACGAAGGCGGAAGGCUGCAGCUUCGGCAGUCAAUCGGACGGCGUUGAAUUCAUACAACCCGUACAUUGAUCUCGAGUCAUCUGCCAGCAUCAAAGAACUGGCGAGCAUUGCAUCGAAGGAUGGACAUCGGGUUGACGUGGACCCAUAUCCUUUUUUUCAACGCCUGGCACUCAACAUGAGUCUUACAAUUUGCUAUGGAUUCCGCCUCAAUACCAAGGUCGACGAUCACCUGCUGAAGGAAAUUAUCGAAGUGGAACGUGGAAUCAGUACGAUUAGGAGCACCAGCAACAAUUGGCAAGAUUUCAUUCCGUUCAUGAAAUGGAUCUCGACGAGGACUCAGACGGCGAGCGACCUUAAAGACAGACGCGACGUGUACAUGGAGUCAUUGCUGCAGAGACUGAAGCAAAAGAUGGCAGCGGGGACAGACCGACCAUGUAUUUUGGGAAAUCUGUUGAAGGAUCCCGAAUACAAGCUGAAUCGUGCUGAGGUGAAAUCGCUCUGCAUUAGCAUGGUCGCUGGUGGUCUGGACACCACUCCUGCCUGUCUUCUGCUAGGUAUUGCCUCGUUGUCAUCGCCAGAGGGUCAGAAAAUCCAAGAGAAGCUCUAUCAGGAAAUCGUCCAACACUAUCCCGACGGUGGCGCGUGGAACCAAUGUCUCAAGGAGGAAAAGUUGACUUACAUGACCGCCUUCUGUAAGGAGGUUCUUCGUUUCUGGACCGUCAUGCCUACAAGCCUGCCGAGAGUCAACACCAAAGAGAUUAUCUGGGAAGAUGCAGUCAUACCAGCUGGAACAACUUUUCUCAUGAAUGCAUAUGCUGCCAACUUCGACGCCACCCACUUUGACUCGCCGAUGAACUUCUCUCCUGAACGAUACUUAGAUCUUCCCGAAGGAUCGGGAACGGAUCAUUAUGCGUAUGGAGCCGGCUCUCGCAUGUGCGUCGGCUCACACCUUGCGAAUAAGGAGCUGUAUAUCGUCUUCACACGACUGGUUAGCGCCUUCAUGAUCAUACCGCCGGUAGAUCCAACAGAUCAACCGAUUCUGAGUGGGCCUAUGGAUUGCAACAAGAACCCCACAGGUCUGUCUGUCGAACCAAUGCCGUUCAAAUUGGGCCUGAAGAUCCGCGACGAGUAUCAACUCGAUCAGUGGCUCCAGGAGAGCUACGUGGCGACGUCGCAUUUGGAAGAAUAG